This is a messenger RNA of Oreochromis niloticus (Nile tilapia), 2446 nucleotides long. Its product is annotated as sialic acid-binding Ig-like lectin 10. The transcript is spliced from 9 exons. The coding region runs from base 677 to 1708 and encodes 343 amino acids. The record is from RefSeq and is a predicted model, not a curated record. NCBI's taxonomy places the organism in Eukaryota, Metazoa, Chordata, Actinopteri, Cichliformes, Cichlidae.
ACAAUGAUACAAAUACAGGAUAUAUGAAUUUAAAAAUGUUGAGGCUUCUGGAGGAGUUUGUUGUCCUAAUGAUGAACAGGAAAAGCAAAAAUGUGUCUUUGUGUUCACUAAAAAUGAGCAAAAUACAGGAUGCAGAGCAACCCUGCAAAGAGUAAACUGCUGAAGAGCGUUCAGUGUUUUUAUUUCUGUCUGCAGUCUUCAGCUUGCUGAUAAGAUUCACAGCAACGCCCAACACGAAGGUCACCAAUGUGAAAGCAGCCGAGCUGUGGGAGACAUCAGCACCACCGUCCAUACCAAACAACAGACACAGGAGGACAGGGACGGUUGACGUUGCUGUGGUCAGCUCUUCAGUAGCCAGUCGAAGCUGAAGCCACUUCUUACUCAGACUCACAGAAGCCGAAGUAAACGCAGCGACCACAGGAGAAGCCGCAGAUCGAGCCGAUCCGUUUGCUGCUUUGUUGAAGUUGCAGCUUUUUGUGACGGCCUGAUCACAUAUAAAAUGUGAAAGGAAGUAACUCCAAAAGGAGCGGGGCUGGCCAGACUAACAGAGCCAAGUCAGUGAGAAGAGUUCCUCAAAACAAAAAUAAGACAUCAUAAUUCACAGUGAUCAGCUUCACUCUCUGCCCACUCCUCUGAUCACAGACGAAACCCAGAGACGCUCAACAGAAACCUGAACAUGGCAGUUUAUGGUGAAAUGAUUCUGUGGAGCUUCGUGUUCCUGCUGGCAGCUGCUGUGGGUCAAACUGUGAUCUAUUCUCUCACAUCUACCUGUGCUGUCAGAGGAUCCACUGUCACCCUCCCCUGCACCUUCACACCUCGGAAGUCUUUCAGUGACGGUGGGAAAGAAGUUCCUCUAAAGAUCGUCAGAGUCCGCUGGUGUAAGAACCAUGAGAUCUGUCAGGGCGGCACUCCGUCUGUGUUUGACAUUAACUCAGCAAACAGCGAUCCUCGUUAUCAAUAUCUGGGAGACAUGAAGACAAACUGCACUUUACAGAUCAGAGAUGUUCAGCAGGGAGACAGCGCAACCUUUCGCUUCAGGAUGGAAGCUGAUCAUCCUGAAGGACAUUUUACUAACAGGACAGGAGUGACUGUCAGAGUCGAAGAUUCGACCAAAAAGAGAAUAAUUCGCUCCAGUGAUGAUAAAAAGUUGAGCAGAGGUGAAACCGUCACACUGCUCUGUGCUUCAGUCUGCACUUUCCACCAACUGGAGGUCACCUGGUUCAAAGAUGGCCACGCCCUCUCAGAGACUGGCCCCUCCCUCCGUCUCAGCCCUCUGACUGCAGAGGAUUCUGGGAACUACACCUGUGCUCUGAAGAAGAACAUGAGGACUCUGUCUGAGCCGUACAGCCUGCAGGUGGAGGCUGGAGCAGCUGACGGUGUCCUUCGUCUGGUUCUUGGGGUGGUGUUUGGUCUCCUGCUGGCUGUGAUCCUGCUCGUACUCUUCAUCUUCAUCAUCAAAAGGAAGCUGGCAGCAGCAGAGGAUCAGAGGGCUGUGGGAGGUGAUCCGGAGCAGAAGCAUCCUGAUAGCAUCUACAGCAACAUCAUGAAGUCUGUACAAACGGAAGCAGCUCAGCAGCAGGAACCCAGCCGAGCCGUGGAGGACGUCAGCUACGCCUCCGUCCAGUUCAAACAGAAGAAACAGGAGGGCAGGCGCUUUCAGGCGGCCGACGAUGACGUUGUCUAUUCCUCAGUGUCCAGUCGAGGAUGAAUCGCAGCUCUCUCACUCCUUCCAUCCACCAAUCAGCUGCAGGAAGCUGUGAGCUGUGGCAGUUUGUGUUAAUCUGUUUGAUGCUUUAAUGCAGCUGCUGCUCCACUCUGACUUUAAUACAGAACUAUUAAAAAACCUCAGAGAGAUGGACCAAAGGUGUAUCUGCAAAAGCUCUGUGGUGCAGAGCAUGUGUGCUGUAAGGUGGAGGAAGUCAUGAACGCAGCUCAGUCCAGACUGGAACGCUGUUGUCCUGUCCAUGUCGGGAAUAACUCACAAUCUAAUUAUUUGUUUCUGGGCUCCCAUAAUCUGCUCUACACUCUCUCUGUUAUUCCACAUCCAUUAUUUUCCCAGUCAUCUGGAAGCUGGUUUGAAACUCGAGUCUGAGUGAAGGACCCAGCACACUUCUUCUUACAGCGCUCAUUAAACCAGCAGGAGGAAAAAUUAUACUCUUCAGAGUCUGAGCUGCUCUUCUCUGAUCAGCUCGUCUGGUUGUUCUGAGAACAAAAGCUAAAACUUUAUGUUGCUGAACUACAACCAUCAUUGUGUCCUCCACAUGCUGCUCGAUUUGAGCCGAGCGAUCUGCACAGAAUUCACUUUUAUAGCCGUACAGAUGAUUAAGUUUAGGAUUAGAAAGCCUCGUUGGUCCCAGGCCUGUAUCACUGCCACUCAACUCAUUUGAUUCUUCAUCGUCUCUGUGAUUGUCACACAUGUUUGGUUAGUGAUCACACGUCUGCAAAA